AUGGCCGCCCGUAUAUUAAAUGGCAACGAAAUUGCUGCCGACCUGCGUGCUGAAGUGGCCGAAGGCGUGACGAGUCUGGUGGCGUCCGGCGGGCCGCAACCCGGCCUGGCGGCGGUGCUGGUUGGAGAUGACGCGGCGUCGGCAGUGUACGUUCGCAACAAGGGACGCGCCUGCUCCGAGGCUGGAAUGCACUCGGAGACCUUUCACCUGCCCGCCGAUACGGGGCAAGCCGAUCUGAUGGACCUGAUUGCCGGCCUCAACGCGGACAACAGAUUCCACGGCAUCCUGGUACAGCUGCCAUUGCCCGACCAGAUUGACGAAGCGACGAUCAUCGAGAGCAUAGCACCGGCCAAGGACGUGGACGGUUUGCACCCCAUCAGCCAGGGCCGGAUGCUGCAGGGUCAACCGACGUUCCUGCCCUGUACCCCGGCCGGAGUGCAGCAGGUGCUGUUGCGGUCGGGAUACGAUCCGGCUGGCAAGCACGUGGUGAUUGUGGGCCGCAGCAAUAUUGUGGGGAAGCCCCUCGCGGCACUGCUGAUGCAGCGCAACCCGGGAGGCAACGCGACGGUAACCGUGUGCCACACGCGGACGCGAGACCUGCCCGACAUCACCCGCCAGGCCGACAUUCUGGUUGCGGCCAUGGGCGUCCCGGGGGCGGUUACGGCGGACAUGGUGCGGGAAGGGGCGGUUGUCAUCGAUGUUGGCAUCAACCGGGUGGACGAUGCUUCCCGCCGCCGGGGAUACCGGCUGGUGGGCGACGUUGACUACGAUGCCGUGGCGGCCAAGGCGGAAGCCAUCACACCGGUGCCCGGCGGCAUUGGCCCCAUGACCAUCGCCCUGCUGCUGAGCAACACGCUGGACGCCGCCCGCCGUACCGUCUCAGUCUGA
Geodia barretti is the source of this 888-nucleotide messenger RNA. The record is from the annotation of a GenBank genome assembly. NCBI's taxonomy places the organism in Eukaryota, Metazoa, Porifera, Demospongiae, Tetractinellida, Geodiidae.